CAGAGGUGAGAGGUCGCAAACAUUACAUGCACUCGCGUCUCCGCCUUAACCUUAUUAUUUCAGAACUAAGAUGUCAAUUCGGUGUUUCACUAGAAAAUGGAAAACCUGUCGUCUAGCUUCACUUUUCGGAGAGUUAACGUCAAACUUCACGAAAAGUAUAAACCCUGUCAGAGACGUUUCAACUACACUGUCUUUGAGACAAAUUGUUACAGUGUUUGAAUACAAAAACAUGUGCGGCGGUUUUAGAGAAUAUCACGACGGAAGACCAAGGGGUCCUCUUUGGAGGGGAAAGAAGCUCAUUGGUAAAGAAGCUCUCUUUGUCAUUUCCGGGUUGAAGAGGUUUAAAGAUGAUGAGGAGAAGCUUCCCAAGUUUAUCAAAACUCAUGUUUUGCGGCUCUUGAAGAUGGACUUGAUUGCUGUUCUCACUGAACUUGAACGUCAAGAGGAAGUCUCUCUCGCUCUCACGGUGUUUAAGGUGAUGCAAAGGCAGGAUUGGUACAAGCCUGAUAUAUUCCUGUACAAAGACUUAAUUAUUGCGUUGGCAAGGGCUAAAAGAAUGGAUGACGUGUUGCAAUUGUGGGAAAGCAUGAAGAAGGAGGAUCUGUUCCCUGAUUCGCAAACUUAUACUGAAGUCAUAAGGGGCUUCUUGAGCAGUGGAUCUCCUGCAGAUGCGAUGAACAUAUAUGAGGACAUGAAGAGUUCUCCGGAUCCACCAGAGGAACUGCCGUUCAGAAUUUUGUUGAAAGGGCUCCUGCCUCAUCCUCUUUUGAGAAACAAAGUGAAACAAGAUUUCGAGGAGAUCUUUCCUGAUUCAAGUAUCUAUGAUCCUCCACAAGAGAUAUUUGGUGCACGCUGAGUUGCUCCUUGGAGACUGGUGCAUUUGGAAAAGCAGGAGCAUGCAACAAAUGGCUGCAGUCAUUCAAGUUUUUUAUGCGUUGCGGGAUUCAGUGCCGGCUAAUUAGUAGAUUGAGGAUUGACAUUUACUGUGCUAUUAUUGAGACCUCCCUUGAUGAAGGCAAGAUUUUGGUGUUGAAACUGAUUGAUGUGAAAGAUCUUCAUUCUCCUUUUCAGUUUCCUCCAUCUUAUCUUCAAUGUACAAAUUGUUAUAGAAGGAAAAGGAAAUCAUAAGUAUUUUUUGCCCAGUAGUUUUGUUUUGAAUUAUGAUGGAUAUUACCUUGCAUAAUGAAGGUGUUGUUGAAUGAGAGAGAUGCUUAUAUAUUUGUAUACAUGGUUAAUCCAAUUUUAUAUUGUCAGAGAUUAGCAAUAACACUGAUUCUCUUAUUUUUCAAAUGUGAAGUGUAUCUUGGAUAUGGGGGUACCUGUGACAAAUAGGAAGAAUAAUCUUACUGGAAUGACUUAAACUAUAUGCAUGUAUCAGUUUGGACUGGAUUCUCAAAAUUUCACAUCUCUUCUCAUAACACAAAAGUCUCUUUGUUUGGUUGGAUCGUUUGAGAGAAGAUAAGUUUUAUGUUGGCACUCUCGUUUCCUCUUAAACAGAGUCCAUGUCGGCCAACAAUCUUCAUAGCUAUUUCGAUCAAUGCAAUUUGCUCAAGGUAUUGACGGCUUCUUUGAAGUUCUUAAAUGAUAUGAAAAUGAAAUAUUUUGCAUUCAAUAUCAUGUCAAAUGGUAGCCUGAU
Vicia villosa (hairy vetch) is the source of this 1636-nucleotide messenger RNA. Its product is annotated as protein THYLAKOID ASSEMBLY 8-like, chloroplastic. The record is from RefSeq and is a predicted model, not a curated record. NCBI's taxonomy places the organism in Eukaryota, Viridiplantae, Streptophyta, Magnoliopsida, Fabales, Fabaceae. The transcript is spliced from 3 exons. Bases 71 to 856 code for a protein of 261 amino acids. Gene Ontology annotation, molecular function: protein binding.